AUGGCACUAGACUCUAUGAACAACAUGGUGAGGGCCUUUGAGGCGAAGGGCAUGUCAGAGGUGCAGGUGCUCGUGAAGUGCAGCGCCACCUUGCAAGCCGGCGCCAACGGCACCUGGCGAGAGCGGCAGCGGUUCUCCCGAGCGCAGAAGCGCAGGGCCCAGUUGCAGGAGGAGCGCGCCAGGGCACAGGCACUGAGUGAGCAGCAAGCUGAGCAGGAGAAGGCCGAGGAGGCUCUUCAGGAGAAGGAGGAGGGCAAGGACCUGGAGCCGAAGCCGAAGCGGAAGCUGAAGCCUAUCUUCUUCGACGAGGUAAAGCCGGAGGAGGACCGUUUUUGGACGCUUCCCCGAUUCUCCGGAACUGUUUGA
Molecule: messenger RNA, 366 nt
Organism: Effrenium voratum
Lineage: Eukaryota; Dinophyceae; Suessiales; Symbiodiniaceae
Source: the annotation of a GenBank genome assembly